Messenger RNA from Hylaeus volcanicus, 1354 nucleotides. It is a transcript of the gene IFT52, whose product is annotated as intraflagellar transport protein 52 homolog. The record is from RefSeq and is a predicted model, not a curated record. Gene Ontology annotation, cellular component: cilium; centriole; intraciliary transport particle B. The transcript is spliced from 5 exons. NCBI's taxonomy places the organism in Eukaryota, Metazoa, Arthropoda, Insecta, Hymenoptera, Colletidae. Gene Ontology annotation, biological process: intraciliary transport; cilium assembly. The coding region runs from base 153 to 1211 and encodes 352 amino acids.
UAUGCAAUUGUUGCUACUAGCAACGCUAAACUGUACACGACUGUAUAAUUCGAAACAUGCUUUCUCAGUACACGAUUAAACGUGAAAACCUAAUAAUUUCUCUUAUUAUUUAGUUACCAUAUUAUUAAAUUAACAGUAACACGACAGUCGCUAUGAGCUUAAUCUUUGGCGGGAGCGAUAGCAACAAUAACACGAAUACAAUUAUUUUUGACUCUUCAAAAUGUGAAAGAAAACUCAAUGAAGAGUUUAAAGUGCUGCAGAGAAAGUUGAAAUCGAAAUGGAAAUUUGUCGAAAACAACGAUACGUUAACAGACGAAUCGUUAUCCACAGGCAAAGUAUUAGUACUUCCAGGACCGCGAAAUAAAUUCACAGAACUAGAAAUGAAUUCCAUUAGAACGUUUCUAAAUUCUGGUGGACACGUGUUAGUUAUGCUGGGUGAAGGAGGUGAAAAAAGGUCUAAUACAAAUGUAAAUUUCUUACUGGAGGAAUUUGGAAUAAUGGUGAACAAUGACAGUGUGAUACGCAUGAGUUACAGUCAAACAAUGCAUCCAAAGGAAUGUUUAAUUUCACAGGGGAUGUCAAAUAAAUCAAUAUUUUCUAAGAGUCAUAAUGAAUACAUAGACCUAGCUUUUUUAUACCCGUAUGGUGCAACUUUAAAUGUGGCACAACCAUCUAUCGUUGCAUUGUCUAGUGGAUCUGUUGCAGUUCCAACAAACAGACCCAUUUGUGCUUAUCACUACAGCGAAGCAAGUGGUAGUAAAUUACUUGUUUUAGGUUCAUCCAGAAUGUUAACUGAUACAUAUAUUGAAAAGGAAAAGAAUGAUUUAUUAAGGGAAAUGAUAUUUGAUUUUUUUGAAUCCAAAGAAAUUGUUGCCAAAGAAUCCCAAAUGGAUGAUGUAGAUUUCUGGGAGUACAAUUUUGUGCCAGAUAUAACACAACAAGCAGACAAUCCAAAGGUGUGUACUCAGGACAUGGACAUGAUGGAUAAUCCUCACGAAUAUACCAAGUUAUUUAAACAUCACUUGUAUUCUGUAAAUUUAAAUAUGGUGCCAGCUUGCAUAAAGGCAUAUGAAGUUUUGAGUGUGAAGCACGAACCUCUUACUUUAAUUCCACCGCAUUUCGAGGCACCAUUACCAUCCACACAAGCAUCGGUACAAAUUUUUAUUAAUUACAUUAAUUUUAGUGAAUAUGCCAUAUGUUUCUACAUAUAAUUUUUAAAAUUUGUUCAAAGGUCUUCCCACCGAGUUUCCAAGAGCUACCCCCACCAGCUCUGGAAUUAUUCGAUUUGGACGAGGCCUUCAGUUCUGAUUUAUUAAAACUGUCGCAAUUAACAAAUAAAUACAUGACAACUAGU